GUCUACAUAUGACCUAAGCCGUGGAAUGGGAAGGAUGCAACACCGUAAAGCGCCUCAUACACUAAGUAUACCAUCCAUGAUGUCUGAAAUGCCAGAUCAAUAACAUUCUUUGCAUGCAACCUCAUCCUCUCAAAUGAUUUUCGUCCCUUUAAUUAUAACAAGGAAUGACUUACUAAAUAGCUAAUCACCCUAACGAUAUGAGUUCCUGUAUUAUUUUAUUAUGCUACAUUCAUCGUUGUCAGGAAUUUGGCAACUGUGGGCAAUGUCGUGCAAUCUCAAAUGCUCCUCGACGCUAGGAGAGUGAAAUAUUAACAAUGACAGUAAAUAACCCACAUAUAUAACCGGGGCAAAGGGAUGAGUCGCGAGGCAGAGGAGUGGAAGAGGUACUACGAAGCAGUCGUAUUAUUGUUCCAAUAAUGUCGGCUGAAGCUGAAUAUCUCAAUGCGGCGGACAUAGGUGUUAUCCGAACAGAAAAGGUCUCUAAGUCGCAAGCUGCAUAUGAAGAAUCCUCUAUGUUGGAGCGCGUAUCAAAUCUAACUAUUCAAGAACCGAAUAAAGGUUCCGAUCAAACCAAUUUCUGCAGAAUUACAUCAAGCCUUGUCAAUACCACGGAGGGAAUCUCUGACCUCGUUGACUCAAUAUGUGACUGUCAGCCCCUUUCUCCAUCACUCUAUUUGGACUUAGAAGGAGAGCAGCUUUCUAGAAACGGAAAAGUAUCUAUCCUCCAGAUAUUUAUUCCGUCUGAACAUCACGUAUACCUUGUGGAUGUUCAUAGCCUGGGCCAAAAAGCUUUCUCAACAAAGGGCAAUAACAGGUUGACGCUUCAGGACAUUCUUGAAUCAGUGACCGUUCAAAAAGCAAUUUUCGAUGUGAGAAAUGACUCAGAUGCAUUAUAUAGCCAUUUUGGCAUUCGCCUUUCCGGCAUCGAUGAUAUUCAACUCAUGGAACUGGCAUGUCGACCGUUCGGUCGGAAAUUCGUGAACGGCUUGACGAAAUGCAUUGAGCAUGACGCAAUGUUGACCGAUAGAGAAAGGCAAGUAUGGAAGGCCACAAAAGAAAAAGGGCUUCAAUUAUUCGCGCCAGAGAAGGGGGGUUCUUAUGAUGUUUUCAACUACCGCCCACUUGAUGAUAUCAUUCAGUCAUAUUGCGUCCAAGAUGUCCAGUUUCUGCCCCGUCUUUGGUCUUCUUAUAAUGCGAGACUGAGUUCCGAGUGGCGUCUCAAAGUAGAGAGUGCUACAAGGGCUAGGAUCCGUUCAUCUCAGAGCCCUUCCUACCAGCCUCAUGGAAGACAUAAAGCUCUAGGCCCUUGGUGAUUCUCUUUUUAUAGGCUACGCUUCAAGCUCAAGGCUACUGAAAAGUGGGCCAGCCAGACGGCGAAGGCGACUCUGCCCCAAGGCUAUCUCCAAUGUAAUAACUUCUUAUUUGAAAGCACGGCAAUUGUUUUAACUGGGCGAUAACUUAAUACCGA
Talaromyces proteolyticus is the source of this 1468-nucleotide messenger RNA. RefSeq names its product ribonuclease H-like domain-containing protein. The record is from RefSeq and is a predicted model, not a curated record. NCBI's taxonomy places the organism in Eukaryota, Fungi, Ascomycota, Eurotiomycetes, Eurotiales, Trichocomaceae. Bases 417 to 1313 code for a protein of 298 amino acids. Gene Ontology annotation, molecular function: nucleic acid binding; 3'-5' exonuclease activity. Gene Ontology annotation, biological process: nucleobase-containing compound metabolic process. The transcript has 2 exons.